Molecule: messenger RNA, 1140 nt
Organism: Metarhizium album ARSEF 1941
Lineage: Eukaryota; Fungi; Ascomycota; Sordariomycetes; Hypocreales; Clavicipitaceae
Exons: 2
Coding region: 1-1140 (379 amino acids)
Source: RefSeq, a predicted model, not a curated record
AUGUUCCCGCCAACAGAUGCGUCCAGAACAGAUGCUGCCCUGGCAGCCGUCUGUCCAGAUAAUGGAGAAAUGUGUUUCCAAUGGGGUUCGCCCGCGGGCGCCAACGGGGCGAGUCCAGGUGUUCUCUACUUCCAGCUUCGAGCCCCUGCCUCGCUAUCGUGGUUUGCGCUGGGCACAGGGUCUUCCAUGGCGGGCUCGAGCAUGUUUGUCGUCUAUCGCAAUGGAAGCGGCGUGACCCUUAGCACCAGACAAGGCACAGGGCACAGCAUGCCUCAGUUCGAGGCUCGAUCAGACGUUCAGCUGCUUCCUGGAUCGGGCGUCGUCAACGGCAACCUCGUCGCCAAUGUGCGGUGUGCGCAAUGUUCCGAUAUUCCCAUAACCAGCUCCUCGAAGUGGAUUUCCGCCUGGGCCAAGAAGGGACCAGCCACCGACUCGUCAAGUGCUUCCGAGCCAAUUUCGAUCCACGACGCUUUUUCAAGCUUCUCGGUCAACCUGCAACAAGCUACCAUUACCUCCGACUCGAAUCCUUUUCUUACCCCGGCCACGAAUGGCGGUACCAAACCCAUCGUCAACGGAGUCGAGACUGGCGCGGACAAUAGUAAAAUGAUGUUGUACGCGCAUGGCAUUAUCAUGGCCGGUGCUUUCCUUUUGGGGUACCCAAUCGGAUCAGCAGUCAUGCCUCUGCUUUCCAAAUGGAUUGUCCACGCUAGCUGGCAGCUCCUCGCAUUUACCGGAAUGUGGGUUGGGUUUGCUCUCGGCUAUAUCAUCUCUUCAAAGGCCGGCUCGCUUUUUCAAGAUGCACACACGCAAAUCGGUCUUGUCGUCUCCAUCCUAAUGACGAUCCAGCCAGUCCUCGGCUGGUUGCACCACGAGCGAUUUCUCAAACACAGACGGCGUGGUCCUGUCAGUCACGUUCACAUCUGGCUAGGACGUGUCGUAAUGCUUUUCGGUAUUAUUGAUGGAGGUAUUGGGCUUCAAUCUGCUGGAGCGUCUUCACGAUUCAUCACUACCUACUCCGUAGUAGCGGCCUUGGUCUCGGUUAUGUAUCUUGUCGGAGUGACUUUCGGCAGGGUCAAGAAGAAGUGGCAACGGAAUCAAAACCUCGGAUCGUCAUCCCUAACCGAGCUAGGGAAACUGUAA